UGCUGUGACGGAGCUUUUCAGGUGCUUGGUAUCAAAGAUCUCGAGUGCAAAGUUGUAGGCUCAACCAAAAAUUAUAUUGCUCUUACACACGCCUUUUUUGUAGAAGGGCGUUUACCAAUUAUCAAGCAGGAGGUCCCGUUCUAUGCCAAUCUUCCGAAUCAUCUCGCAGCCGAAGCUCUCAAAUAUCGGUUUCGAAAUCGGGACAAAUGUAUGAUUCGACUAAUGGCUGAUGAUGUGGUACCACGAUGGACUCGUGAUGAACGUAGGAAGUGGGCCGAUCAAAAACAUCAAGACGUUAUGGGUGGAUUAAUUCCAUUACCGAAAGGAAUUGGCCUUUCCAUGAUUGCGCCAAAAUCUGAAGAAAUGUGAUA
Gongylonema pulchrum is the source of this 371-nucleotide messenger RNA. The record is from the annotation of a GenBank genome assembly. NCBI's taxonomy places the organism in Eukaryota, Metazoa, Nematoda, Chromadorea, Rhabditida, Gongylonematidae.